This is a messenger RNA of Cheilinus undulatus (humphead wrasse), 1452 nucleotides long. RefSeq names its product cytokine inducible SH2-containing protein (gene cisha). Gene Ontology annotation, molecular function: 1-phosphatidylinositol-3-kinase regulator activity. Gene Ontology annotation, biological process: intracellular signal transduction; phosphatidylinositol phosphate biosynthetic process. The transcript has 3 exons. Lineage: Eukaryota; Metazoa; Chordata; Actinopteri; Labriformes; Labridae. The record is from RefSeq and is a predicted model, not a curated record. Gene Ontology annotation, cellular component: phosphatidylinositol 3-kinase complex. Bases 326 to 1006 code for a protein of 226 amino acids.
CAUUUGGAUCCCACUCGGCGACAACACACUCCACACAGCGCGGCUGUCACACGGACUGUAGAUUUAGACAGCUUUGAAUUAUUUCUGCUUUUAUUUCACACCGUGUUCGUGGGGAAAAGUACGAAACCUUCACUGCCUGUUUGGAUACGGGGAGCUUUUCCUCGUCUGUUCAUCGCCAAUAACUUACAGACCUAUCCAUAUCGGGUCUUAGUCAAAGCCUUUUGGUACUGGAUGUUCUUCGUUUACACAAACCUUUAUUUUACUUUCUAAAGAAGAAGAAAAAGAAGACAUCCGGAUCACAUAAAAGCAGGAUUUAGGAAAUAGUAUGAUCCUGUGUGUACCAGGGCCCAGAGCUCCUCUGCCUGCUGCUCCAGCCACUGAAACCCAGCGGGGCAUGCGGGCAGGAACGCUCCCUCCGACCCCAUGCCUUCAAAACACCACUCCACUCUGGGACCCCACAAAGGACCUCAGGGCAAUCGCCAGCAACUUCUGCUAUCUUGAAAAUUCAGGAUGGUACUGGGGAGCGGUCACUGCAUCACAGGCCCACGCUGCACUUCAGGAAGCAUCCGAAGGAGCUUUCUUGGUACGGGAUAGCAGCCACCCUCUGUACAUGCUCACCCUCUCAGUCAGGACUGCGCGGGGUCCCACCAGUAUACGGAUACAGUACAGCGGGGCGCAGUUUCUCCUUGACUCCAGCUCCCCAGCUCGUCCCAGCCUGUCGUCAUUCCCCAACGUGCCAAGCCUGGUGCAGCACUACAUGGGACCACAGAGGACAGCAGAAGAGGGGAAGGUUGAGGAGCAGGCUCCUUCAAAAACCUCUCAGCAGACAAUUCAGGACACAUCAGUGGUGCUAAAACUCAAACGGGCUGUGUACAAGCCUCAGGGUCUCCCUUCAUUACAGCACCUUACCCGGCUUGUUAUAAACAGACACACUGAGUGCCAUGAACAGCUACCACUCCCGAGGCCUCUCCUGCGUUACAUACAAGACUAUCCCUUCAAGGUAUGAGGGUCCCAUUAGUCCUUUGUGCUGACUGACUUAGAAGAGAGAAAAAACGAUCACACAGGUCUGCUGUGCCUGUGAGUGAGUCUGCUGCUCCUGCAGAUGGAGGCCAGUCAUGGAAAUACUAGACAAAAGGUCGUGUUUUUUGCUGACAAAAAUGUACAAAUUCAGUUAAUACUGAUGUGCCUGUUUAAGACUUCAUAAGUCAAGGACUGAUGGGCAGACAGACCCAGAAAAAGACAACGUUGACGCAGUCUUGAGUACUGUAAUCUACACUUUGUUUUAUGCUGAAUGUAGAAAUUGUCCAUAACCACGUUAACACUCAUCAGUUUGGGAUGUUCAUUCUGUACACUGAUUCCAUUCAGACAUCUUUUUUAUUUUUUGCAGUAUGACGUUUUUUCUACCUUUUACAUGUGUACAAUUUUCUAUUAAAAUAACCAACUGGAGUCUUA